GACUGAAAUCUCUGUGCAAAGGUAUCGCAUUUUUAUGCUGAAUUUUCAAACUGCCAAAUGGGCGGCACUGGGCGACCUAAAUUGCGAUUCCACCUGUCAUCAGCCGAGCUCUUCUUUGCCUUACCUAUCAUUAUAGCCGAUUUUGCCGCCCGUUUGUUAUUGAACAAUUGCGUGGGAUGCCAUUGGCAUAACGCACAACAAUGGGGAAGGACAACCAAACGAUGUGUGUAAUGACAGCCUGCGUUUCGGAUUUAUUGUAUUUAUUAUAUGCGACACUUGUUGCUGCGAAUAAAGUUGCGGGGUCACUUAAGGAUGCGAUGAAAUUUUACUCGAACUCCAUUCGCAUGACAACGACAGUUUUACACAAGGGGUUCCAGAAGCAAACUUCUAUCCGAAUAAAGCAGACUACACCUAGAGACACAGAGCUUGUGUAUAAAAUCUAAAAUUAUCUAUAUAUAUAUAUAUAUAUAUAUAUAAAUUCGGGCAUCAGGAUGCGGAAGGUGCAGGCUUUGGUUCAGACGCGCGACGGCAAGAAGACCGUCUACGAGGUGGAUCGCUUAGGAACGGUGGCCAGCCUGAAGGCACGGAUCGGGCAAGCCAUGUCCGUGCCCAUGGGCUUCAGUCGGCUGUCGUACAAGGGUCGCGUGCUAUCCAAUCAGAGCGUACUGGAGGAUUUGGGGCCCAAUAAGUCCACCCUGGAUCUCACCUGGAAGCCGGUCGUCCUGACGGCCAAUCAGAGCAGCAAGUUAAGCAAGUUCGGCUAUGGCAGGAUAGACGAUAGUGAAGUUAUGUUUACACUGAUCGGCGGCUACCAGCAACGCGAAGAAUAUCCUGGUGGCAUAGUCAAUCCACCGGACGACGAAAGUCAACAAAACUUCAACGCAGGUGACGAUGAUGAUGCACUGGAGGCCCAGGACAUGACUGGACACGAUUUGUCCUCAAUUCAAACCGAUGAUUUAUCGCUCAAAGGCCAGACGGAACCGGAGCUGGAUUGCUCCAUUGGAUCUCAUGGAUUCUCUGGAUCUCAAGAAGAAGGCCAAGAAUAACGACAAUGUGUAGUAGACUGUUGUAAAUUAUUUUAAAUUAAAAAGAUUUAGUCCUCGUUUCAGUCCUC
Drosophila melanogaster (fruit fly) is the source of this 1114-nucleotide messenger RNA. RefSeq lists its product as uncharacterized. The record is from RefSeq and is marked reviewed. The coding region runs from base 492 to 1046 and encodes 184 amino acids. NCBI's taxonomy places the organism in Eukaryota, Metazoa, Arthropoda, Insecta, Diptera, Drosophilidae. The transcript has 2 exons.